Molecule: messenger RNA, 3611 nt
Organism: Aethalodelphis obliquidens (Pacific white-sided dolphin)
Lineage: Eukaryota; Metazoa; Chordata; Mammalia; Artiodactyla; Delphinidae
Gene: STARD4
Product: StAR related lipid transfer domain containing 4
Exons: 6
Coding region: 183-857 (224 amino acids)
Biological process (GO): cholesterol transport involved in cholesterol storage; intracellular cholesterol transport; cholesterol import
Cellular component (GO): endoplasmic reticulum; cytosol
Molecular function (GO): cholesterol binding; cholesterol transfer activity
Source: RefSeq, a predicted model, not a curated record
UUGCAGAAAGAGUGAGUUUCCUGUCUACCUGGCACGCCUGAUCUCGGUCGCACUCCUUGCUUCACCUCAAGUAGCCUUGAGUAGAAACACGGAGGUGAGGCCGCCUAGAGGCGGAGCGACAGGGUGGUCUUCCCGGAGCUGCUCCGGGCAGUGGGAGAGGGAAGCCGCCGUGGAGGUCCAGGAUGGCGGAACCGGCGUCCGGACGUGUGUGGACCUCACAGGGAAAACAAAUGGAAGACCUGCCUGAUGCAGCUGUUUUGGCGACUAGACUUAAAAACACUCUCAUCCAAUACCACAGCCUUGAAGAUGACAAGUGGCGAGUUGCUAAGAAAAUGAAAGAUGUAACAAUUUGGAGGAAACCUUCAGAAGAAUUUAAUGGAUAUCUCUUCAAAGCCCAAGGUGUUAUAGACGAUGUCGUCAAUAGUGUAAUAGACCAUAUACGUCCAGGUCCCUGUCGCUUGGAUUGGGACAGCUUAAUGACCUCAUUGGAUAUUUUGGAGUACUUUGAAGAGAAUUGCUGUGUGAUGCGUUAUACUACUGCUGGUCAGCUUUGGAAUAUAAUUUCCCCAAGAGAGUUUGUUGACUUCUCCUAUACUGUGGACUAUAAAGAAGGGCUUUUAUCCUGUGGGAUAAGUCUUGACUGGAGUGAAAAGAGAUCAGAAUUUGUUCGUGGAUAUAACCAUCCCUGUGGUUGGUUUUGUGUUCCUCUUAAAGACAGUCCAAACCGGAGUCUUUUGACAGGCUAUAUUCAGACGGAUCUGCGUGGAAUGAUUCCCCAGUCUGCAGUAGAUACAGCCAUGGCAAGCACUUUAAUCAACUUCUAUGGUGAUUUACAAAAAGCCUUACAAAAGGCAUAAUAUGUUUAAACUUAUAGCAUUAUAUUCCCUGAAUCAACUCUCUCUCUUAGCUGCAUGGCCUGUAAAAAUCAUCCUUUCCUGUCUUCUGCAUAGCCUGUAGAAAAUUUUGAGAUGUUUUUGGUUUAUUUUAUUCCUAAAGUAAAUAGCUGUCUAGUGUGGGCAUUUCAGUUUUCCUAAACAGUUAUUUGCACAUUGUUUGGUAUGGUGAUAUGUCUAGGAAUGGAGAGUAUGACAGAAAUCCACCAAGAAGUAGAUAUAGUUCUUUGACACAAACUCUUAAGAAAUUGAAUAGUGCCUCAGUAUGAAUAUUUUGGCUUCUUAGAAAUUAGAGAAAGCCAAGCUUCAUGCUGGUAGGUUAAAAUCACCUAUUUUAGAGCUUUAUGAACAUUCUGUAAAAGUUUUAAUUUUGGGAGGAGUUAAAUAUUAAUGCUUUACUUCUCAUAUGCUCUAUGAGUUUAACAAUAUCUUGGACUAAAGAAAAAAAGCUCUUCUCUAUACCUUAUAAAGAUGAACUUCAUUGUCAGUUGACUUGUACUACUUUCCCUAUUGAAAAUAUCAGAAAUAAGAAAAGAAUAGGUAUCAUAGUAAAAUGCAAUUCAGUUUUGAUACCUGGAUAGUAUUAUUUUAUAGAUAUCUUUAAAAAUGUAUUCAUAUCUUUAUGGGCUUUUAUUUUGGGAGUCUUAAAAGCAUUUAUGAAUGAAUAAGGCAGUGUGAAAAACUGCCAGAUAUGUGCUGGGACACCACAUUGAUUGGACAGUAUUCUGGGUUAUGUGAAAUGGGUGGUGGUAUCCAAUACUGACCAAUAGAGAACCAUCUCUCUAGAAAGUCAAAUUCAGUGAAUGUUUUAUACAUGUUUGAGUUUUAAAUGUGUCACUCAACUCAUAAAGUAUAACUACGUCAUAAGCAUUCACAAUUGUGAUGUAACUUCAGUCUGGAACUAGAACAAAUGCAUUCAUAGAUUUAUCUAAAUGCCUGGAUGAGUCAUUUUAUAACUAGAAUGGACUAUAAUAUGUCUCUCGAUUCUGUGGCUGCAUUAAAUGAACAUUCCUAAAUGAUUUUAACAUUCCACAUGGUCUCUGACUUUUGAACUAUCCACCUAGUUUACAUCUAAGAUGAGAACUUGAGGGAACUCAGUGUCCGUGCAAAUUUUUGUCUAUAUUUAUAUUUGUGUACAUGCACACAUCUUGAAAUCUGUUCCAGUGUUCAAUGUGAGUUAUUUAUGUGAUAUUAUUACUGUUCCCACUGUUUCAUUUUCUCUUCUUUUUUUUUUUUUUUUUUUGGUUAAUAUGGGGUAAAGAGAGCUCUGGAAAUAGUAUUUACUAGAUAGGCCACCAAAAGCACAAAACUGUAUAGUGGUUCAAUUGCAUGAAGGUGUGAUCUGUGUUUUACUUUCCUGUGUUUUCCUGAGUGUAAAGAAAGCAUAAGUCAUAGUUCUUCAGACCCAUUUUGCUAAAGUGGAAAAAGUAGAGCUGACUUAUUUUUACUGUUUUGGUAUGGAGAUGAUGUUCAAAAAAAGCAAAAGGUGGCAGCACCAUAAUAUCCAUAGUGAAUAAUCUCACAAAUUUUAGAUUGAAAAUAGUCUGAUAGAAGCAAUGCACAAACGAUCCUAUGCUCUUAACUUGAAAUUUAUUAAUCACCAAUAUGUUUUUCCAAAUUGACUAUAAUUUUUGAGCUGCUGGAUUUCUCUGCUACUUUUUUUUUUCUUGCAAUAGGGAAAGAGAAAUGAGCAGUUUAGCUUUCAGUUUCGCAUGGAAAUUGUUAAAUGUUAAUUUUGACUCAAUCUAUUGUCUUUUAUUUGGUUUUAUUAGUGUAGAGCAGGAGGUUUCUUACAUUCCAGUAUUCAGUCUAGCAUGACAAAAUACCAGCAGAUGUCCAAUUAUAGGGUGCCCAGAUUGGGUGAGUUUGCAACAAGAUGUACAUUAUUAUAAGGGCUAUUAUCGCCUGAGCUGGGUGCCACUAAUAAACUGUCCACUUUCAGUUACUCUGUGUUCCCUUUGUUUUUUUGUAACUUAUACCUCCAACUAGUGAUGACAUAAUCCACUGCUGAAUGAGGACCCAUUGCAGGUAACAAGACCCUCAUGGAAAAAUUUUCAUUGCAAUGUUGAGCCGUAUGAUGGAUUGAAGAAUUAUAUUUGAAUUACCUGAAAUGUAUAUGCAGCUUCUAGAUGGCACUUUAAAUCUGCUGGGCUCUAGCUGUGUACUUAAAAAAAAGAAAAAAAACAGCUUUAUUGAGGUAUGAUUUCCAAUGCUGUACAAUUUACCAGUUAUAAGUAUACAAUCCGUUGAUUUUUGAAUACAUUUAUAGUUGUGCAGCCAUCACAACAGCCCAAUUUUAGAAUAGUUCUAUCACCCAAAAGAUCCCUUUUGCGUGUUUGCUGAAUCAUACAUAACCAAAGUUUAGCACAGUUGCUAGUAUACAGAAGAUGAUGGAAAAGAUUAGAGCACGUUUUGUUUGGUUUUGUUUUCAAGAAUAGAGGUGUAUUUGAUUCUAAGCUCAGGAAUCUUGUGAUAAUGUACUAUAUAUGUUAUGUCAAAUAUCAUAAUGAUAUGAAAUUUAACAAUGUGGAUUGGGAUUAAUAUUAACAUGUAAUAGAGUCUGCUGUUUCUAUAGCAGUGCUGUAGAAUAGAAAAAUAAUGUGAGCCAUAUAUGUAAUUUAAAAUUUUCUAGCAGCCGCAUUAAAAAAAUUAAAAGAAACAGCUGAAGUUAAUUUUAAUAGUACAGUACAUUUCACUCAGUUUAUCCAAAAUAUUAUC